Zootermopsis nevadensis is the source of this 3670-nucleotide messenger RNA. RefSeq names its product QRFP-like peptide receptor. The record is from RefSeq and is a predicted model, not a curated record. Gene Ontology annotation, molecular function: neuropeptide Y receptor activity. Gene Ontology annotation, biological process: G protein-coupled receptor signaling pathway. Gene Ontology annotation, cellular component: plasma membrane. Lineage: Eukaryota; Metazoa; Arthropoda; Insecta; Blattodea; Termopsidae.
GAAAACUUUAGAGUGUACUGGAAAAUACCUUCAGUUACUGUCAGUUUCAUGAAACGUUUUAGAAGUUAGUUCAGUUUGUAUUUAUUUAAGUUGUCCAGUUAAACGAACCACUAUCUAAAUUAAAUCGUAUACAGAACUGAAUUUGCAACAUUUAAUGAUUAAUGUAGCGACCUUAGAUGAAGAGUUUUUGAGCCAUUCAACUUAAAAUGAAGCAACGCUGCCUGUAACUGUGUCAAAAUUAAGUGAAUGUCUCUCGCACAUAAAAACAGACAUUAAAACAACUACCACAGAGUUGUGGCGCGUUAGAUUAUUUUGCUAAUAGAAGAUUAAAUUAAUAAACCAGGGUUACGAAAAGGACUCCUUACAAUAACGUUAUCUGUACAUAAUUUGAACUAAAAUAAGGUUUGUACUCAAGACCUUCAUUCAUAAAAGACGACCAUAAAUAACAACGAAGACGGAAGUGUCCAGUACAUUGAAAAAUAUCUGUGAUUGUAUCCGCUUUCGACAUGACUGUGAAAAACAGAAUCAGUCCUGUUUCGUAUACAAAACACAUGCUUGUACGAAGCUUUUAAAAAUCACAACACCGAAUAUUAAUACUGUACUCUGAGAUACACUCUGAUAUCAACAUGACUUCAUGUAAGAACUCGUUUCUCACGUGCAUUGCAAGCAUAUGUUAUCUUAUAGUUAUCAGUCCAGUGUUACUAGUAUUAUGUGAUAAAAACGAAUUAAACAGUGACUAUAGCGGCAAAGAACAUGAUCAAGUUCAUGGUCUAGAAGCCAAUGUGCAAGCACAGUUUAGCAACAAUCAUUUCAACAAUGAAGUAACACAAUCAAUCACUCCGAGCAAUAAUGGUGAAGAAUAUUCUGAAGUGGAAAAACAAGGUGAUGAAUUCAUCGACAAAAACGUAACGUAUUUGCCAAUAAAACAAAACAAGACCGACGGAAACAACGAAACUGACGCGGAUUACGAUUAUGAUUACGUUGAGUCGCAUAAUAUUUUUAAUUGGUCGGAACUGAUACCAACGCUGGUUGUAUAUGGUGCAACUAUGGUCAUCGGGAUAGCAGGCAACUCCCUCAUAAUCUUCACGAUCUGUCGUUAUCGGCGUAUGAAGAGUACAACGAACGUGUUCUUGGCCAGUCUGGCAUCUGCGGACCUUCUGCUCAUCACCAUCUGCAUACCAGUAAAGGUGGCAAAGCUAUUCUCGUACACGUGGUCUAUGGGAUUCUUCCUGUGCAAGGGGGUGCAUUACUUGCAGAAUGUAUCAGCCAUUUGCUCUGUACUCACUCUCACUGCCAUGAGUAUUGAAAGGUACUAUGCUAUCGUGCACCCCAUGAAAGCAAAAUACAUGUGCACCAUCAGUCAAGCCCGCAAGAUCAUCUUUGGGAUCUGGGUGGCCUCAUUUCUGCUUGCAGUGCCGAAUCUCUUUUCGCAGGAACACGCCUUAGUAGGAAUGAAAUACAAGGGGUUCUACUGUGUGCAAACAAUGGACAUGCCUUCACUCUGGCGUUUUCACGAGGUCUACAUGUUGCUGUUGAUCCUGGUGAUACCAACGUGCAUAAUGAUUGUUGCCUACGGCUCCAUCUCCUGGGAGAUUUGGCACGUCAUGCAGAGGCGCUAUGAUAUGACCAGCGGCCAGGCAUUAAACCCAAGUGGAGGUCGAAGCGGUGUGGAAAGCUUUCCACUGCGUUACAGCAAACGCUUGCAACGAGGCAUGAGCUCCAAUGCAAGCAGUUUCCGAGAAUCCAUCAAGAAGGCGAAUGCCAUCAGGUCCGAGGAGGAACACAAUACCGUCAAACAGGUGACUGGCGCUCCUCCACUCGGUUCACGGCUUCCUGGACUACAAAAUCAUCUUCAUCAACAACAAAAGACCCACCAGGUCAUCAAGAUGUUGGUAGCAGUUGUGGUGCUCUUCGUGCUGUGUUGGGCACCCCUUCUCAUCUUGAACGUUCUAUAUGCCUAUGAAAUCCUCUCUAAGUACAGCAACGAUGGAGAUAAUAAGAACAUACAGUCGGCUUUCACUGUCAUGGCAUACUCGAACAGCUGCAUUAACCCACUCGUGUACGGCUUCAUGUCGAAGAACUUCCGCGAGAGCUUCUACAAGGCCCUUUGCAGAUGCUGUCGCGGUGGACGGGUCCCUAAACGCAACACCUCCGUGUCACAGACCAGAACAACAUCAGUGCGUUUUGGUCGCAGUGUGUCAAUCUCCACGGCCCCAUACUGAUGCUGGUGGCGCAGCUGGCGCUGGUGCAGGGGCCGAAGCCCACGAAAGAGUAAAGAAACCCAGGAGAAACCUCCGACAGUCUAGCCGAUAUCCGAGCUGAUAUUUGAAUUCAGGACCACCCGAAUACGAAGCAUCUUCACACUCCACCCGUUUUACAUCGAGAAAAUAAUUCCCGAUACUCAUUCGAGGAGGCUUGGUGAGCCCCAAAACUGGGACCACAGUCCCGAAGAGGGGAAUCCCUGUUUCGGCCACCCAGUCUGUAGCCAGUCGUUUUACCGACUGAGCUAGGAACUCUAGCUUAUGUCCAGCACCGACAGCAGUUACCGCAAAGGUUAAGAAAAUAAUUUACUAAUGAAUAUGGAUGAUACUGAAUUCAUAAUGGCAUAAGUAGUACAUGACUUUGGUGCUCAAAUGAUUUUGAGUUGAUCGUAGUCGCUAUAAAUAUUAUAUUAAUAAAAAUGGAACAGUCAAUAUAAUGGCAGCCAAUCACUUAGGACCAGAGUACAGCCUAUUCCGAAAACAUCGCAUGUAUUUAUUACCAAUGUCCCUCAAAAAUUGGGCAACGCCUCACGUAACUGUGGUGCAAUAUACACUGGCACCGACUUUCAAAUCCAUGGAAGAUAUUAAUUUUUAAAAAGCUUAAAUUUGCUCAGAUGGUAAAGAAAUUUACCUUCUUUGAUGUAACCCGAAGGCCUCUUACUCUAUUCACAAGAGUCGUUCAAUGGAACCUAUCCUGAGCCUACUGAAUCCAAUCCACGCCCUCACACCUGAACUCCUUUAGACAACAAUUUUCGUCCAUUCCGUUUUCGCCCCAAGUGCUCUGUUCCAUUCAACUUUCCGACUAAAAUCUAGUAUGUAUUUUUUAAAUCUCCCCUACAUGAUUCAUGUCUUGCCAGUUUUGCUGUCCUCAAAUUAAUCAUUCCAAUAACAUUUAUAGAUAAUACAAUUUAUGAAACACAAUAUCAUAAUUUUAACAGCCCUCUUCCGGAGACUGGCUAUCAAGACAGAGUUUUUUCGUGGUGUUCCUCAGUCCAUCCAGGCAAAUGUCGGGAUAGUACCUUAAAUUAGGCCACGACCGCUUCCUUCCACAUUCUUUCCUUUUCGUUAUUCACUGUCAUCUCAUUCGACGCUACGAGUAUAUAGUCUGAGAUAAUGAAAAAGCGUCGUUAAAUAUGCUACAAACAAAUAAGCAGCCUUCAGCUCCACAAGAAACAUGACUCAAUUUGAAAACCUGAACUCGCCCUGCACUCUGUUCCUCUUGCUUCUUACAUCUGCCUCGGCCUACAUCUAUGUUAUGUUGUCAUGUCUUAGUGACCUAACUCGUUUUGAUAGGCUGAAGAUCCAAUUUCUCAAUUCACGACAAGAGUAGGCGUUGUUGUCUCGUAAUAAGUGAACGUGGCUAAUAAAUAAAGUAAUUUGACAGGGCAUAGUCAAUUUAAUUUACUACA